Molecule: messenger RNA, 2314 nt
Organism: Phacochoerus africanus (Common warthog)
Lineage: Eukaryota; Metazoa; Chordata; Mammalia; Artiodactyla; Suidae
Gene: OLIG1
Product: oligodendrocyte transcription factor 1
Exons: 1
Coding region: 100-912 (270 amino acids)
Molecular function (GO): protein dimerization activity
Source: RefSeq, a predicted model, not a curated record
CUCCCCGCGCGCGCGGGUCUGCGGGGAGGGGCGGCCUGCUGAAAGGCCCUCCCCGGGGCGUUCCUGAAGGGCGCCUCGGCCGCCCCCACCGCCCCCCAAAUGUACUAUGCGGUUUCCCAGGCGCGCGUGAACGCGGCCCCCGCGACCAUGCUUCGGCCACAGCGGCCCGGAGACGUGCAGCUCGGGACCUCCUUGUAUGAGCUGGUGGGCUACAGGCAGCCGCCCUCCUCCUCUUCCUCAUCCUCCACCUCCUCCUCCUCCAUGACCGCGCCCCUCCUCCCCAAAGCCGCGCGAGAGAAGCUGGAGGCACCCGCCGAGCCGCCGGGCACGGGAUCCGGGCCCGGCGCGCACACGGGCGGCAGCUCCCGGGCUGACGCCAAGGAGGAGCAGCAACAGCAGCUGCGGCGCAAGAUCAACAGCCGCGAGCGGAAGCGCAUGCAGGACCUGAACCUGGCAAUGGACGCGCUGCGCGAGGUCAUCCUGCCCUACUCCGCGGCGCACUGCCAGGGCGCACCCGGCCGCAAGCUCUCCAAGAUCGCCACGCUGCUGCUCGCCCGCAACUACAUCCUGCUGCUGGGCAGCUCACUGCAGGAGCUGCGCCGCGCACUCGGAGAGGGCGCUGGGCCCGCUGCGCCGCGCCUGCUCCUGGCGGGCCUGCCCCUUCUCGCCGCGGCGCCAGGCUCUGUGCUGCUGGCUCCCGGCACUGUGGGGCCGCCCGACGCACUGCGCCCAGCCAAGUACCUGUCGCUGGCGCUUGAUGAGCCGCCGUGCGGCCAGUUCGCGCUCCCCGGCGGCGGCCCGGGCGGCGGAGCGGGCAGUCCGGGCCUCUGCACCUGCGCGGUCUGCAAGUUCCCUCACCUCGUCCCCGCAGGCCUGGGCCUGGCCGCGGUGCAGGCACAGUUCUCCAAGUGAAGGCUCGCCCGGGCCUGGGGCGCGACCUCGGCCCGGCCCCCUGCCGUCCAGCUUCUGCGCGUCCCCGCGCCCUGCGCCGGGGGAGAGCAGACCCAUGCAUGGAGGUCGUUUCGAACCUUCUCGCCCAGAGGAAAAGACUCUUGGGCGCCCCUUUCCACCCCACCGCCCCGGGUGGGGAGGGUGCGGGGGGGAGUUAAAGUGACCUGAGAGCGGAUGUUCGACGGAACGUCGGGGCUGUUUGGGGUUCUGGGUGGAUUCCAGCUGCUUUGGGCAGCAAGUGCGCGCUGUCACCGCCACUGUAACCCACCGCCUGGCUUUCCCGGCUCCCGGAGUCGUGCGCUUCGCAGAAGUGAUAGUGGUUUUAGGGCGCCGUACUCUUCCGAGAUGCGGCGGCACGCCGGCCCUGAGCGCGCGACCUGUCAUAGGGGGCGACACCUGCCGGGCCAGGGGACCAAAAGGCUGCCCUCGGAAGGCUGGGGGUGGGGUAGGAGUCGGGGGUGUUUCUUUCUCCCGGCCAGAGGUCACAGGCGCACUUGUUCCCCGCAGCCACGCCCUGUUAGAGGAGAUUGUCCGACCCCAGGAAGCCGAGAAAGACCAGUCGGUGCAGAGGAUCACAGGCGUAGCAGACCGACCGACCCUGGGCGACUGGACGGUUGGCAUCGCGGUGCCGCGGGAGGGGGCGAUGCCACUUCAUGGGUCGAUGGAUGUACUGGGUUGGGAAGUCUGCCUUUGUACCCCGACUGUUAGAACGCAGUUUUUUGAGAAUCGCGUAACCAGGUGUUUUGUUGCGAUUAUUCGUUCUUAAAUCCUGGGGUCUUCGAAGGACAGUUUAGAACUCGCGAUUCAUCGCUUUGUGCCCCCUUCCCCAAAGGUAGAGUACCCAAUCUUUGAGCUCGCUCAAAACCAGCCACCUUUCCCGCAGACCCGGCUUCUUGGUGUACUAAAAUCGGUAACAAGGCAUUUUGGGGUUGCAGGUCUUGUCAGAAAGCACGGUCUCUAAUUAACAUUCUGUCUCAUUAAAAGACGCGGAGGGGGGCCGGGACCCCCACACCGCAGGCAGCUCCGAAGGCCCCCCGCUGAGGCGGCGACGACGGGAUGGAGGUUCCUGUGCUGUCCCUUCGCGUGCGGGGUCCGUCUUUCUCAAGCGCGUGGGGCAGGUCUUCAGGCGGCUUUGCGAUUGAACUACAUCCAUCGGUGACCGGUCUCGAUUUGUUGCAGACGUUAGCAAAUUACUGCACCCACGUUGAUUUUAUGAUCUUUCAGCAGCUUGCUUUGAAUUUUAUGUUGGAGGGUUUUGGUUGUUGGUAGUAGCCGAAUUUAACUGGCAUUUUAUUUUAUUUUCUCUCUAACUUUGUUUCCUUGUGCUGUGAAGAAGCAACAAAAUAAACAUUUAAAGACCUUA